AUGCCCGGUCGAAUGCUGCCGACGCUGACCCAGGCGGAGGUCGAGUCGCAUAAAACCGAGAAGUCCUGCUAUGUCACCCUCGGCACGAAUGUCUACGACAUCACCGACUUCCUCGAUUCUCAUCCCGGCGGGCCCGAGCUCAUCCUGGAGUACGCCGGCAAGGAUGUCACCCAUAUCCUCAAGGACGAGGACUCCCACACCCACUCCGAAUCCGCCUACGAGAUCCUAGACGAGUCUCUCGUCGCAUUCCUCGUUAACGAGAAGAUCGCCCCGAAUGGAGACGUGCAGAGGAAGAUCAACGACUCGCAGAUCAACGACGAGGUUACACCCUUGAUCCACCCGCGAACCGGCAUGUCCUGCGAGGAAGAUCUGAGCAGGGAGACCGACAUCAGCAACGACUACAAGCAACACAAGUUCCUCGACCUGAACAGGCCGUUGUUGAUGCAAGUGUGGAAUGGAGGCUUCAGCAAAGAAUUCUAUUUGGAUCAGGUCCACAGACCGAGGCAUUACAAAGGAGGCGCAUCGGCCCCGUUGUUUGGGAACUUCCUCGAGCCGCUCAGUCUGACACCCUGGUGGGUGGUCCCUAUGGUGUGGCUCCCAGCAAUCGCCUAUGGUAGCUACCUGGCGUUCCAAGGCUUCGACAAUCCGGCCCUGUUCGCUGUGAGCUGGCUUCUGGGUAUCGGCGUAUGGUCUCUGGUGGAAUACGUCCUCCACCGAUUCCUCUUCCAUCUGGACUACUAUCUUCCGGACAACCGGGCAGCCAUUACUCUGCAUUUCUUGCUCCACGGUGUUCACCACUACCUGCCGAUGGACAGGUACCGCCUGGUGAUGCCGCCCACGCUCUUCGUGGUGCUCGCGACCCCAUUUUGGAAGUUGGCGCACACUUUGUUCUACUGGAACUGGCAUCUGGCUACUGCCAUCUACUGUGGCGGCAUCUUCGGAUACGUCUGCUACGACCUGACACACUACUUCCUCCACCACCAGAACCUUCCUCUCUGGUACAAGGACCUCAAGAAGUACCAUCUUGCGCACCACUUCCUAGACUACGAGCUCGGCUUCGGAGUGACCAGUCGCUUCUGGGACCAGGUCUUUGGCACUGAGCUAGUGACUGUGGUCAAGGCUAAAUGA
This is a messenger RNA of Anthostomella pinea, 1128 nucleotides long. Lineage: Eukaryota; Fungi; Ascomycota; Sordariomycetes; Xylariales; Xylariaceae. The record is from the annotation of a GenBank genome assembly.